This is a messenger RNA of Mollisia scopiformis, 2221 nucleotides long. RefSeq lists its product as uncharacterized. The transcript has a single exon. The record is from RefSeq and is a predicted model, not a curated record. Bases 138 to 1748 code for a protein of 536 amino acids. NCBI's taxonomy places the organism in Eukaryota, Fungi, Ascomycota, Leotiomycetes, Helotiales, Mollisiaceae.
AAAGAGUGAUUCUGCGUAACUUGUUCAAUACGCAACAACGUUCUGUUAGGAAGCUGCAGCACGUUGAGAAGACAAGCCAAGUCCUGGCUGACGAACCAAGACCGCGACGAGGCGUCUCUUUCUCUGAUCCUCAGGAGAUGGAUUACCGAGACUCAAAGAGGCCGACUUUGACCUCUACAGUCUUGCUAGAUGCAGUCCCGAUCGAGGACCAAGAGUGUAAUGUUGGGCCUGGAGAAUCACCGACUGCACUUGGUAUUCACGUACCUGCAGACCAAGAUCCCAGCCAAUUCUUACUGUAUCAGUGGACGAAGCCCUCAGAGCCUAAUACCAUGGAAGAGCAGACAGAAAAAGACUCAAAUAAUGAUGCAAUUUAUGGCAUGCCUCCACUAUUUUCGAAUACCUACAGACACGCCUACAGCAACCUUGUAUCACAAUGUGAGUCGGAAGUAGUCAUGGAAAUGGAGUCCUUUUCAAGAAAGCUGGCAGAAUCUUUCAAGAAGAGUAUGUCGGAGCUACAUCUCAAGAAAGAACAAAAUAAAGCUAGCCUCAGUAAUCAACUCGAGGAGGUGCAGAAAGCCGCUGAGGCUGACCGAACAGCUCUUGAGGCUCAACGUGCGCUGGAAAUGAACAACUUUGAAAUACAGCUUAUCCAUAAAGAGAACAAGGAGAACACUAUCAACUCAAUACGGUUGGAGAUCGAGACAUCUUACACGAACUUCGAGGCACGUGUGAGAGAACGACCAGCCGCAUCAGAAACACUGCAGCCAUUCUUGGCACAUAUCAAAGGAUUGGAAGACCGACUGUCAGCAGAAAAUGAAAGAUUGAAUGAACUUCAAAUCACCUUAGCAGACGCGAAGAGAAGGGUGCGAGAAGAGUUCACUGCGAAACUUGCGGACAUAGAGAGGAUCAAGAGUGAUAAGGAGACAAUGACGAUGAAGGAUAAUGAAGAGCAGUUUAGAAGAUUGGACGAAGAGCAUCGCGGGCUGGCUGAAACUCUCGCCACAUAUUCGAAUGAUAUCUCAGAACUGCAAGGGCAAUGGCUGUCCUUAGUUCAAGGAGUACAAAAGUAUACUGAUCUGGAAGAAUCGGACUCAGGAUAUGAAACUUCUCCCGAUGAGCUAAAGUCUGCGCCGAGUUGGUUGGACGAGGAUCUCGAUGAUGCGGAAACUGAACUGGGUGGAGAUCAAGAGCACAGUGACGGCCACGACAGCGAUAAAAUUCCUGAGGAAGAGAAUACACCUAGAAGCCCACCCAAUGGAAAAUCCCAGCACAGUCCAGAUGCUAGACAGAAUGGCUUCGUACCCCCUGAUGUAUCACUUGACGAGCAAAUAAAUGAUGAUGAAGUAUGCUCGGGUCAGAAAAAGCAGGAACGUUCCAUGGAAAGAUCUCACUGCCACCGUCAAGCUUGGAAGGCCCCGCUACCAUUUCAAUCUGGGACUAACAUUCUUUCACAUAUUCUUAGCUUGAACAUUGAGCAGCUAUGGUUCAAGGCUUCUAGGGAUGAGUACAAGUUCUACUUAGGUUCAAGACCAGAGCCAUUCUAUACUGUCGAACUUGUGCCGGAAGAUUUGAGAAACUUCCAAACUGCGAAGUUUGAAUGGACAGUGCUUCAUAAAGCGUGGGCAAACGACUCGGCGCUCCGUGCAUUAGGAUUAGGAUUCGUGUACAAAGAGGACAGUGAUGGUCAUGUCUGGAUCCAAAAAGAAUUGAGCUGGGUAAGUGACCAACACGAUAGAGCUCAAUUUUAGCUUGAACGCUGACAAGGAAGUAUAGUUCCACAUCCAGCAGCUUUUCGAGAUUUCGUGCUCCAUUCUAGAUGAUAUGUUAGCUACAGCCUCCAGAAAGAUUAUGACGAGAAGAUCAGAAGAACACGGAGAGGAGCUGCCUGGCCCACCUCCAAAAUCAAGGAUUCUCCGCCGGAAAGUCAAGGAGACAAACUUACAUUCAGAACUUCAUGGGGCUUUUUUCAGAACAAAGGCGCUAGAAGACUAAAGACUUCGUGACGCUGCACUCAUCGAUGUGACUUGACGAUGAGACUUAAAUGGUAGACGAGCUUGAACCGGUGGAUGUCAGGCGCAAGGUUCUGCUAUUAGUUGUUAAAAAUAUAAGGUAGACAAAAGCAGCAAUGUGAGUUUGGCGACAUUAAAUCAAGGACAUGGAAUCGAUACAUACGCCGAUACGGUCAACUUUGAAAUGUCAAUAUAUGAUGCUCCUCAGACAA